This is a messenger RNA of Cryptomeria japonica (Japanese cedar), 1605 nucleotides long. Its product is annotated as putative UPF0481 protein At3g02645. The transcript has a single exon. The record is from RefSeq and is a predicted model, not a curated record. The coding region runs from base 1 to 1605 and encodes 534 amino acids. NCBI's taxonomy places the organism in Eukaryota, Viridiplantae, Streptophyta, Pinopsida, Cupressales, Cupressaceae.
AUGGCUGAACUAGACAUCCCCGGUUGUGAUAGCAAAGCUAAAGAAAUUCCAAUUGUUGAAGUAAAUGGCAUUGGCAGAACACUUGAAAUAGCUGAGGUAAAUGACGAAGGCAAAACACAAAGCAGUGCUUCAGUUGGAUCAUGGCUAAUCCAAGUAAAAAGCACAUUCAAUCCUCCCAGUAAAAUGUGGCAAGUCUCUAGAAAGGUUUGCAUUUAUAGGGUGAUUAAACGCAUGAUGGUUUCUAAUCCUGAAAAUUAUGCUCCUUUCGUUAUAUCAUUUGGGCCGUAUCAUCACCAAAAACAUCCUCAACUAUUCACAAUGAAUCAAUAUAAACUCGAAGCAAUUCAUAGAAUGUUGACAAGAUUGAAGAUAGAGGUCACUAGCUUGAUUGGAGAUAUUCAAAGGCUGGAGAGUAAAAUAAGAGAGUGCUAUGCAGAACCAAUUGAAAUGGAUGGAGAAACAUUAUCUUUGAUGUUAGCAAUGGAUACUUGCUUUAUUCUUGAGUUCUUGAAAAGCUUUGCACUAACAAGGGAUGAUAGUGAUACGGAUUGUUUUAGCCUUGUUUUUCAAAACAGAGAUUUUGAGAACUCAAUGUUUGGUGGGAUAUUAGAUGACAUUAUGAAGUUAGAAAACCAAAUUCCUCUGUUUAUUCUCAUAGAACUACUCCAGUUAGAAUUUGGAACUCGAACACUUGCAAUUGCACAGUUAGCUGCUCUGUUGAGUACCUACAAAGUGUUUUGUGGAUUUCCAUUUUCUUCAUCAUUGCCAGGAAAUGCUGAGCUAACACUGAAGAAAUACAUCGAGAAAGAUCCUUGCCAUUUACUGGAUUUGUAUAGAAUGAUGAUUAAAAAUCUGUUAUCACAUUCGAAUCUGGAAUCAGCUAGUCCUGUUGAACAAUACAGCUGUAAUGGUCCAACUCAUAAUAUCAAUGGCAAGCGUAGACGUUAUGGGCGGUGGAUCAAUAUGACACUACCUGGUUGGAUGCAAAAACUCAGCUUCAUCGAUAUAUCUUCUCCCGAUGAAAGCCGCUCUACCCUAUGUCCAAAGUCUCCGGAUGAUAGCAGGUCUACCCUCACUGCGGAAUUAUUGCAUGGCGCUGGUAUCAAAUUCCAACCAGGCAAAAUUGGAUUUGAAAAGAGAAGAUUUGGAAGUAGUUUGCUUUCCCUUCCUCAAAUCCAAGUGUGGGACAACACAGAGACAUUGUUGCGGAACUUAAUGGCAUAUGAAGAGUGUCAAAGGUGCUCAUGGUCUCCACAAGAGACAAUAAUUUCACAUUAUGUACAUCUCUUUAAAGAUUUAAUUGAUUCAGAUAAAGAUGUUUAUCUGCUUCGAAAAUCUCAAGUCAUUUGGAACUUUGUGGGCAGUGAUGAAGACAUUGUACGUAUGUUCAACCAUCUUACAGAUGGAAUCACAUUCCAUUCCAUUCAAGAAAUUGAGGUGGUGAUGAAAGAGGCGAGAGAACAUUAUAACAGUCUAUGGAAUGUGUGGAUGAGCCAAUUUAAGAAAGAACAUUGUUCGAAACCAUGGUAUAUUCUCUCCCUUGUAGUGGCGACACUCAUUUUGGGUAUGACUGCUGUGCAGUGUAUCUAUUCGGUGAAGAAGUAG